This is a messenger RNA of Acanthosepion pharaonis, 2346 nucleotides long. NCBI's taxonomy places the organism in Eukaryota, Metazoa, Mollusca, Cephalopoda, Sepiida, Sepiidae. The record is from the annotation of a GenBank genome assembly.
AUGGCCGCCAACGAUAACAUUGGAAAUUGGCAAUUUGUCUUGGAUGCUACGCUCGAAAUUUUCAUAGAAAAUGAAAGUUUGCAGGAUUUUAAGCAGUUGGACAGCGACCAGAAAAGAAUGGAGUUCAUUCUUAAGAAAAAUCUUGUCUUGACUGUUCCUUGGGUUCAAGCCUAUUUUGAACACUGCAAUGAGUUGAAUAGAAAAUCUGAGAAGAAAUCAAUCUCUGCUCGACAAGAUGGAAAUCUCCUAUUUAAAAAGAAGCAGUUUCUAGAUGCCAUGGAACUGUAUACAAAGAGUUUGUUAUUAGCGCCUUUUGAAUGUGAGCAACUUUCACUGGGUUACUCCAACCGAUCAGCAGCUCUUUACCAUCUUUCAGAAUAUGAGGACUGUCUUGCGGAUAUACAGCAGACUUUUCUCUGUCAACAUAUUCCAGAUCAUCUUCAUGCUAAGCUGACUUUACGCAAAGGCCAAUGUCUUUUUCACCUUCAACGAUACCAAGAAGCUAUAGAUGAGUUCCUUCAUGGAAAGUCAUUACUUGAAAAGUCAUUAUCCAGUGAGAAAAUAAAAGUUGAUAAAGAUUCACAGAUUUCACAAUUUGAUAAGUGGAUAAAGAAAGUAAAAUUAAAACAUGAACAAUAUAACUUCAAAACACCUGUCAUCACCAGCAACAAUUCUGACAAUAGUGAUAGUCUUCCCAUGGUCAGUUACGGUCCAAAUGAGGUUGUUGUCAAAGCGUCCAGUGCUGUGAAACUUUGCAACAAUGCAGACAGUAGAGGACGUCACUUGUUGGCACAGCACAAAAUCAAUGCUGGAGAUGUGCUGAUUGUAGAAAAACCAUACGCAGCUGUCCUUUUGCCUGAGAGUUCUCUGACCCAUUGCCAUAAUUGCUUUGUCAAAGUGUCUUCUCCAGUUCCAUGUGCCUUUUGUUGUACUGUUCAGUAUUGCUGCCAAAAGUGUCGCGAGAUUGCUUGGAACUUACAUCAUUGGGUAGAAUGUCAAUAUAUGACUUUAUUACAUUCAGUUGGCAUUGCCCAUUUGAGCCUUCGGAUUAUUUUAGUGACAGGACUCCAAAAACUUUUAGACUUUAAAUCUAAGAAAGUCGACUCAGUGUGUCCAAAGAAAACUGCUGGUCUGACUAAAGCUGGCCAGUAUGAUGUGAACUAUCUGUCAGUCUAUAUGUUGAUGGCUCAUUCCAAUAACAUGUUGGCUGAAGAUCUUCUGCAAUAUGCAAUGACUGCUGCUCUUUUACUCCAUAUUCUUGACCAUGCUGGUUGGUUCCAUAGUAUUGAGUCUUGUCCAGCAAAUACAGAUUCAUCUUCUGAUUUCACUCCUUCAACUGGAAACCAUUCAAGUGACUUAGCCACCAUUUUGAAGUCUGAAUCUCACCUAAACACUGCUGCUGCUCUGCUACGACACAUUCAACAGUUGGUGUGUAAUGCCCAUGCAAUAACAAAAAUUCAUAUUUCUGAGGCAUCUCCUGUUAUCAGCAGUAGCGGGGUUACAAUUCAGACAACUAGCCAAGUACGGGUAGCAACAGCUAUUUACCCUACAGCCAGUCUUAUGAACCAUUCCUGUGAACCAACUAUUACGUCCAGUUUUCAGAAGGACACUUUAAUCGUUCGUGCUGUCAAAGAUGUAGAACCAGAAGGCGAGAUUUUUAACUGUUAUGGCCCCCAUAGUUACCGAAUGACUUUUGAAGAGCGGCAACAAAUCUUAAAGGACCAAUACUUCUUUGAUUGCACUUGUAAUGCCUGUAAGAAUGCUGCCCAACAGAAAACCCUUGCACCAAAUGGCAUAUGUCCUAAGUGUGUAAAUCCUAAACCAAUCCAUCUUAUGGAAACCGGAAAGUUGACAUGUGACCAGUGUGCCUACUCAAAGUCACUGGCUGACCGAUUAUCCAAUAUUGCAAAAGCCGAACAAACUUUCACUCAGGGUCUCUACCAGCUGGAUUCUGGUAACAUUAAAGUUGCAUUGGAAUUAUUCGAAUCCUCCUAUUCUUUGCGGAAGGCUGAGCUACCUGAGAAUGGCCGUGAAAUUGGGGAGGUUUUGGAUUGCAUUGCCAGAUGCUUGGCCUCAUUAGGUCAGUAUGAAGAAGCCUGCAAGUUCUUAACUCGCAGUAUCUUCAUUACAAGACAUUGCUAUGGUAGCUGUAGCCUUGAGCUGGCGCAAGAAUACCAAAAGUACUGUGACAUGUUAUACCUGGCAGGAAUGAUGAAGAAAGCCUUGAAAUCUGCUGCACAAGCAAAGGAAAUAUUUUUGGUGCACUACGGUCCUGAUUGUCCUGAAAUAAAAGAACUAACUCGCUUUGAAAAGGAACUGAAGGCAAAAAAGAAAAUAGCUAUUUGA